Messenger RNA from Macrosteles quadrilineatus (aster leafhopper), 718 nucleotides. RefSeq names its product peptidoglycan-recognition protein SC2-like. Lineage: Eukaryota; Metazoa; Arthropoda; Insecta; Hemiptera; Cicadellidae. Gene Ontology annotation, molecular function: N-acetylmuramoyl-L-alanine amidase activity; zinc ion binding. The transcript has 4 exons. Bases 81 to 644 code for a protein of 187 amino acids. Gene Ontology annotation, biological process: peptidoglycan catabolic process. The record is from RefSeq and is a predicted model, not a curated record.
UCCAAAAAGUUAGUAACAGAAGCUGUGAAUUAUCAGAAUGAAAUUUAGAAGACAACACAAGGCAAAAAGGAAAACCAAAUAUGGAUGAUAAACCAAGAGAAAAGCCUGAAGAUUUAAUAAAGAAAGCAUCAAAAGUGAUGCAGCGAAGUGAUUGGGGAGCAAGAGAUCCUACAUUUGUUACAACACUCAGAGCACCGGUCGAAAAAGUGGUAUUAACAUGGACAGGAACAGAACAAUGCUUUACUGAAAAAGAAUGUGUUGCUAAAGUAAAAGAACUUCAACUUCGUCACCAGCAAGAAAAGGGGGUACCAGACAUCAAGCAUAAUUUCCUUUUGGGUGGUGAUGGAGCCCUGUAUGAGGGUCGUGGAUUUCAAAGAUUGGGGCCAAAGUAUUCCCCACUUGUGGAUGAAAAACAUUCCUUGUCUGAGGAAAGUAUAGAAAUCGCUUUCAUAGACAAAUAUAAUAAUCAUCCGUCACCUAUUCUUCUCAAAGUGUUAUCGGAAUGCUUAGCCUUUGGAGUUGAAGGGAACUUCAUUCAAUCAAAGUUUCAUUUAUACUGGAUGACAGAAAAAGAUGUGGUUCUCAUUCAGCCUGCUAUGCUGUCAAGUAAAUCAGAAGCAAAGAUGGAAUUACAACACCAAUAGCAACAGUUAUGGGAGUAUGUAAUAUCAGGUGAAAAUAAUAAUACACUGAUUAAAGAUAUCCUUAUAUAUAAUAU